Molecule: messenger RNA, 1792 nt
Organism: Durusdinium trenchii
Lineage: Eukaryota; Dinophyceae; Suessiales; Symbiodiniaceae
Source: the annotation of a GenBank genome assembly
CAAGAGGCUUCACCGCGCUGGGCCAGAAAUUCUGUGAGUCAGAUGAUCAUUCGACCUCCUCGGAUGGAGGUCGUUUUCGGUCGAAAGGCCAGGACCGCCGUCAUGGGGGCGGCGCUCCGGUUCGCUGAAGUCCUGGGGUCGGAGAGGGCCGUUUUUGGGCCUUGGCUCGGCCGGAGUAGCUUGCAAGGGGAGACCUGACUGGCCAGGAAAUGACGGAAUGGAUCCUAAGCAAUCCUUUCGGUACCCUAUAAAAGAUGUCAGGACCCAGUCAGCAUUUCCUGCUCUUCUUCAGCAUCAAGUCAAGUCUGCCGCCAUCCCACGGUGCACCUCGGCUCAAGAUCGGCGCUUGCCCGGUCCGAGAAGCAGGCCUUCAGUGAGGAUGGCAGCUGGCGGAUGAGCCGAAUCUUCCGUCCAGCGGCCGGAAUCGCAUGGUCCAUAUGCCUUGUUCUUGUGGCUUCAGAGCGCAUCGAUGAGGCUCGCCUCGAUCUGGAGGCGCCCAGCCGCCCCCACCAUGGCCGCCACGAGCACCAGCACCGCUCUCCGCGGCGUCACCGUGCGCCGGAGAUCCGUGUGGUGGACUUCGAGCGUGCCUCCUCGGCCUUGCAGUCGGAGGCCCGGACGGAGGUGCACAUGAUGCCCGGCAUGGAUGGCAUGGGGCAAAUGAUGAAGAUCUUGGCUCUUUGUGCCGUGGUGGGCAUUGCCUACAAGAUGAUCAGCUCCAUGUGCGCCUCGCGCAAGUGCGACUGCCGCAGGUUCAAGAUCAUUGCCCAGUGCCUCCUCGCCUGGGGCUGGGACGAGCCACUGGGCCCACCAGUCGACGCGAGUCGAGGAAAAGAGACGGGUCGAGUCGACAGAAGAGGAACACCCGAAUUCUCCGAAGAGACCACGCGACCGUGGUUUGGGGGAGGGAAAACCCGUGGCUGGUCCCUCCGAAUGGUCCGUCGCGUUUCUGGAUGGCCAGACACCCAGCCAGUGGGUUUUUGGCCUUUGCGGUUUCAUGCAGUCGACGACGUGCAGUGGCCACCCCAGCAUAGCGUCAGGUGAACGCACUCGGUCAAACAGAAGACCCAUCAGGGCAGCCAAGUACCUUUCACGCUUAAAGUGGAGCGGCACCCCGUGAAGGAACAUCCCAAAGUGACUUUGCAACCUCAUCAUGAUUCGGAAGCUGCAACACUUUCAUGAAGGAAACCGUUGGAUUAUGAAAACCCAACUUCUUCAAAGGUCCCCUAUAGAGAAGUGACCAAACUGAAGAGUAGAUCCCAACCACUUAAAGAACUGAAAAACGAUUCGAAACUGAGAUCUCAUCGAUUCAUCACGCAUGACAUAAACACUACGCCGAGACUUUGUCUUCUUCUUCCCUCUGUCGUAAACAGGAGUCAUGUGUCGCAUCGCCAAGAUGACAAGGCAAUGUACACUUCCAACAUCUUCCAACAAACUAACUUCCCCAUCUGUGUCCAGCCACGCAUCCGAAACCAGUCCAAAAACAACUUGGUGAUUCGCUCACCAAAAGGAACAUCCACCUGGCAAUCCAAAUUUCACCUGUUCGAGCGGAAGAUGUCCAAUGCCCUGCUGUAUAAAAUCCUGAAGAGAUGGAGUUGAUGGCACGAUGAUCCCAGAAUUUGGUUUGUUUUAAGAAAACCACUUAGGCUAUCUCUGAUGGUUUGUCCAAAAAAAGGGAACAAAGCAACUACAAAAAGCAACAGCAAAAAAACGCAUCUGAACAAGCAAAAGCAAAAAAAAAUCCAAAAGGCACCACAAAAGCAAAUUAAGAAGCACACACACAAAGAACCGA